AUGGCCGCUGCACCUCCACAAACCGAGGAGUCCUCCGUCUCGUAUGAGGAGCUCAACGACCUGAGUGCCGAAUUUGAUGAUGCGGAUCUUGAGAUCACCCGUCAAGAGGCCGUGGUGAAGCGGCCUCUCUAUGAGAAGCGACAUAAGCUCGUCUCGCAGAUUCCAAACUUCUGGCCACUGGUCUUUGAGCAAGCACCGCCAGACAUCGACGAGUUCAUACAACCUUCAGAUUCUUCCUUGCUCCUGAGCUCGCUGACUUCCCUGUCCGUGACUCGGUUUGAGAUCGAAGAUGGCAACAAUGGUGACCCUAGAAGCCUGUUAUUCAGGUUUGAGUUCAGCGACAACGACCACUUCGAAGACAAGGUCAUCGAGAAGAAGUUCUGGCAGAGACACGCCAAGAAUGGUUGGAGCGGUCUUGUGAGCGAGCCCGUCGAGAUCCACUGGAAGAAGGGCAAGGACUUGACGGGAGGACUACUGGGAAUGGCCAAGAGGGUCUGGGACGCUCAGCAGUCCAGGGCCAAGGGAGGCGACGCCAAGACACAGGAAUUAUCCCCAGAUGAGAAGUCGCUCAAGAAGAAGAUCGAAAACACCGGGCUCGGUGGGGUGAGCUUCUUCGCAUGGUUCGGCUACGUUGGCCGGAAUGUAUCCGCGGAGGAGAGCCAAGAGGCCUCGGACAAGGCACAGAAAGAACGCAUCGCCAAGCAGGAGGGCAAAGACCAGAAUGCCGAGGGCGAAGAGGAGGACGAGGGUGACGACGCGGAUGAAGACGACGAAGACGACCUGGAGAUCUUCCCAGAGGGAGACAGUCUCGCGAUUCACAUCUCAGAAGACCUGUGGCCAAACGCCAUCAAAUACUUCACCCAGGCACAGGAACAGGACGAAGUCAGCGACGAUGACUUUGAGUCUGAGGCGGACGACGACAACAAGGAGGAAGACGAGGUUUCAGAGGAGGAACCGCCUGCCAAAAGACGCAAGACAUGA
Messenger RNA from Diaporthe batatas, 981 nucleotides. RefSeq lists its product as uncharacterized. Gene Ontology annotation, molecular function: histone binding; chromatin binding. NCBI's taxonomy places the organism in Eukaryota, Fungi, Ascomycota, Sordariomycetes, Diaporthales, Diaporthaceae. Gene Ontology annotation, cellular component: nucleus; chromatin. The coding region runs from base 1 to 981 and encodes 326 amino acids. The transcript has 3 exons. Gene Ontology annotation, biological process: nucleosome assembly. The record is from RefSeq and is a predicted model, not a curated record.